AUGGCACCCACCAAAGGCAAGCGUGCCUCGCUGCGCGCUAAAGCAUCCAAGUCUACCUCUGCCUCCAAUGCGCCCGCUCUCGACACCGCUGCGGCGAGCGGCCCCGUCGUCGACACACCAUUCUCUUCCUUCCGCCCUACCAAGAAAGAUAAACGUGAGAUGAAGCACUCCCUCCUCAUGUCGAAGGUGCAAAAGUCCGCCACCUCGAAGAAGAAGCGCCGCCCGAAUAAGCAACUGGUUACGACGCUCGAGUCCCUCGCUGAUGCGCUGCCGGAUGCGGGUGACGAUGAUGGAGCGGAUGCAGACGGCGAGGAUGGUGCUGUCGAGGUCGGACAGGCAAAAAUCAAGCAUAAGAGUCUGAAGAGCAGGCCCGGCGCAUUGAAGAGGAAAGAGAAGCUGGAGCGCAUGGAGCGGGAGCGAUUUGAGAAGAACCUGGCGCUCAUGUCCACGGGUGCUUCACAAGGCCCACAAGGAAAAUCGCAAGAAGACACGGACAUGGGCAACGCACCACCUGCUGCGCCUACGGCCAACAGGUGGUCGGCUUUGAGAAACUUUAUUGAAAGCACCAUGGAAAAGAAGAAGGAUUUCGUAUCAGGCUGA
Messenger RNA from Lasiodiplodia theobromae, 600 nucleotides. RefSeq names its product Fringe-like protein. Gene Ontology annotation, cellular component: nucleolus; preribosome, small subunit precursor; 90S preribosome. The transcript is spliced from 2 exons. Gene Ontology annotation, biological process: maturation of SSU-rRNA from tricistronic rRNA transcript (SSU-rRNA, 5.8S rRNA, LSU-rRNA). Bases 1 to 600 code for a protein of 199 amino acids. The record is from RefSeq and is a predicted model, not a curated record. NCBI's taxonomy places the organism in Eukaryota, Fungi, Ascomycota, Dothideomycetes, Botryosphaeriales, Botryosphaeriaceae.